This is a messenger RNA of Polychytrium aggregatum, 3064 nucleotides long. RefSeq names its product Spb1 C-terminal domain-containing protein. Gene Ontology annotation, molecular function: rRNA (guanine) methyltransferase activity; rRNA (uridine-2'-O-ribose)-methyltransferase activity. Lineage: Eukaryota; Fungi; Chytridiomycota; Chytridiomycetes; Polychytriales. The record is from RefSeq and is a predicted model, not a curated record. Gene Ontology annotation, cellular component: preribosome, large subunit precursor; nucleolus; nucleus. The coding region runs from base 338 to 2971 and encodes 877 amino acids. The transcript is spliced from 8 exons. Gene Ontology annotation, biological process: maturation of LSU-rRNA from tricistronic rRNA transcript (SSU-rRNA, 5.8S rRNA, LSU-rRNA); maturation of 5.8S rRNA from tricistronic rRNA transcript (SSU-rRNA, 5.8S rRNA, LSU-rRNA); rRNA methylation.
AGCCGGGCCACCGCCUGCCCGGCCGAGGACCGACAGCGCAUAUGCACCUGGCCGGCCGGCCUGUGCGCUUGGGAUGCCAUCAUGUUCAUGGGCUCGGCAGGCCUGGGCUGCCCCAGCCGGCCUGUGCCGGUGUUCUGGGCGGCUGACUCAGCCUCACGUGGACAACUCCGACCUCGGCUGCACUUUUUUUUUUGUUGAGCGCAGCCGCCGUUGGGCACAACGAGAGAACAGGGCCGCCGAGAGGGCCGACCAACAUCGGCCAGCAUCCGCCAGACCGCUACGGCAUCCACUACAGCAUCCCUGCUUGAGCGCACCGACGCAGUAGCAGUCCGCCAAGAUGGGUAUCGUCAAGAAGCAUGCCAAGGGUCGCUUGGAUAAAUACUACCAUAUGGCCAAGGAACAGGGCUACCGUGCCCGUUCCGCCUUCAAGCUCAUCCAGCUGAACAAGAAAUACAACUUCCUGGAAAAGGCCAAGGUCCUGGUCGAUCUCUGCGCCGCUCCUGGUGGUUGGCUCCAGGUUGCGGCCAAAUAUAUGCCCAAGCCCAACAUCAUCAUCGGUCUCGAUCUGGCUCCGAUCCGUCCGAUACCUGGCGUCAUAACCUUUGUCGAGGACAUUACUACCGCCAAAUGCCGGACGACAAUCAAGGCGGAGCUAAAGACCUGGAAGGCUGACGUUUUCCUGCACGAUGGUGCCCCGAACGUCGGUACCGCCUGGCUGCAGGAUGCCUUCCAGCAGUCGGAGCUCGUUUUGGCGUCGUUGAAGCUGGCGACCGAGUUCCUGGGGCCCAACGGCACCUUUGUCACCAAGGUCUUUCGAUCCAAGGAUUACAACAAACUGAUGUGGGUCUUCAACCAGCUCUUCUCCCGAGUCGAGGCUACCAAGCCGGCAUCGUCCCGUAAUGUCUCUGCUGAGAUCUUCGUGGUCUGCCAGGGCUACUUGGCACCCAAAAAAAUCGAUCCGAAAAUCCUGGAUCCCAAGUACGUGUUCAAGGAAGUGGACGACGUCGACGACGCCGAGGACGAAAAGAAAACACAGGAGCGCCACAAUGCCAUCCUGAACGAUCUGUUCCACCCAGAGAAACGCCGUCGACACCGUGAUGGCUACGAAGACAACGACUAUACUCUACACAAGUCCAACAGCGUCACAGAGUUCAUCGAGGGCAAGGACUUUAUUCCUCUCCUUGCCCGAUCGCACGAGCUCAGCUUCAAGAAGGAUGAAAAUGGCAAAAUUUAUGAAAAGCACCCGCUUACUACCGAGGAGAUCAAGGAAUGCCUCUCGGACUUGCGAGUGCUGGGUAAAAAGGAUUUUAAAACCCUACUCAAAUGGCGCGAGGAGAUUCGCGUGUCGUGUGGCCUGGACAAGUCCCGCCAACAGAAGCGCCAAGAAGCCGAGGAGAAGGCCAGGCUAGAGGCCGAGACCAGCCAGGACAAAGAGGAAGACGUCGAGGAUGAGGUACAGCGUCAAUCCAAUCUCCUCAAUACCCAGCUGAAGCGGCAGAUGCGAAAGGUCAAAGACAAGCGCGCCAAGCAGCUUCUCAAGAUGCAAAUGGGCAUGACAACCCCGAUGGACAUUGGUCUGGAGGCCGAGCACGGUAUCGGUGGCCUCGAUGUGGACGACGGAUCGGGCUUGUUUGACUGGAAGAAAGUCGGCGAUGCCAGCAACACACUUGGCAAAGCUCGAAGGGGAGAGUUUGAGGAGUUUGAGAGCGAUGAGAGCGACGAUGCCGCCGAGGACGACGAUGACGAGGAGGACGAAGUCCUUGAUUCGGACGAAGAGACGGCGCAAAAGGUUCAGUGGCUCGAGAAUGAUCUCGACCAAAUGUACGAGAAUUACAAGUCCCGCAAGCUCGAGAAGGACCCUAAGGCCAAGGUUGCCCAGCAGAAGGAAGGCGCCAAAGCCAAGUUCGAAGAAUGGUACGGAUCUGAGUACGACAAAAGUAUCCGUGACCUUGGCAAGGACGACGAUGACGACGAGGAGGGCGGCGAGAGACAAGGCUCCGACGACGACAGCGAAUAUAGCUCGUGGGGUGACGAGAGCGAGGACGAGCGUAAGCCGACAAAGAAAGGUGCCGCCGUGAAGAUUGGUGCGAAGCGCACCAAACCCAGUGCGGACAGCGAGGACGAAGACCAGGAUGAUGCGCCACAGGCACUCUCGAAAAAAGCCAAGCUCUUCUUCGACAACCCCAUCUUCAAGAAGAGCACUGAGCUUGGCCAGAAGCCCAAGCCCGAUCAAAAGGGCAAGAACACAAAGAACAAGUCCAAGCCCAAGGGCAUGUUUGAUGCUGAUCUCGAAAGCGAGAGCGACGACGAGGUGCAAGCGAACCCGCUCCAGGGCUUCUCGGACGAUGAAAACGAAUUCGAAGUCGUUAAGGGAGACGAAGUUGGCCCGGACAAGGAUCCGUUCGCCAUCACCAAUGCAGUUGGAUAUACUCUCGCGCAGCAAAUGGCUUCGGCCAAGGGCAAGCGCGACCUCCUGGACGACUCGUUCAAUCGGUAUACGUUCAACGACCGCGAGGGGCUGCCAGAGUGGUUCCUCAAGGAGGAAGAAAGGUUCAACAAGCCACAGAUGCCUGUGACCAAGGAGGCUGUGGAAAUCAUGCGGCAGCGCAUGCUGGCGCUCAAUGCCCGACCGAUCAAAAAGAUUGCCGAGGCCAAGUUCCGCAAGAAGAUGCGUACCCUGCGGCGCCUCGAAAAGUCGCAGCGCAAGGCCGAGGGCCUGGCCGAGAACGAGGAGCUCAGCGAAAAAUCCAAGCUCGAGCAGAUCACAAAGCUGAUGGACAAGGCCAAAUCCAAGUCCAAGCUGGAGAAGCCCAAGAUCAAGCUCGUCGUUGCCCGCGGUGCCCACAGGGGUGUCCAGGGCAGGCCCAAGGGUGUCAAGGGCAAAUACAAGAUGGUCGAUCCGAGAAUGAAGAAGGAAGUUCGCGCGGAAAAGCGAAAAGCCAAGGAAUCCAAGUCCCGACGCCGAAAGUAGACAGCCACCACCUCCGUGAUCGACAAGACGGCACAGCGUCGCCCGACGCUUUAGUCCGAGUCAUGGCAUAUUUGGAAUACAUCAUCCAAGACA